Molecule: messenger RNA, 1132 nt
Organism: Mesocricetus auratus (golden hamster)
Lineage: Eukaryota; Metazoa; Chordata; Mammalia; Rodentia; Cricetidae
Gene: Gpsm3
Product: G protein signaling modulator 3
Exons: 5
Coding region: 108-653 (181 amino acids)
Biological process (GO): regulation of inflammatory response
Molecular function (GO): GTPase regulator activity; protein binding
Source: RefSeq, a predicted model, not a curated record
GCCAUCUGAAGACUCCAGAUGUCUGUCCUCCUCCUCCUGGGGCUAACCAGAACUGGCCAAAAGCCAAACUAAGUUCUGUGUUCCUCUCUCAUGACCCCAGUCCAGGGAUGGAGGCUGAAAGACCCCGGGAAGAGGAGGAUGGUGGGCAGCAGCCCUCUGCCCACACCGUCUGCCCCCCCCAUCUGACUGGAACGGACCUGUCCUGGCAUCAGGGUCCCCCGCACGAUGAUCAGGGCUGGCCCCCUGUGAACGCCACCACUCGGCCUUGGCGAUCUGCUCCUCCCUCCCCGCCUCCUCCAGGAACCCGCCACGCAGCCCUGGGGCCCCGUUCGGGCUCCCUGCUCUCCCUGCAGACAGAGCUCCUUCUGGACCUGGUGGCUGAGGCCCAGUCCCGCCGCCUAGAGGAACAGAGGGCCACUUUCCACACCCUUAAGGUCCCCACGAGCCUAGCCCCAACCCCACCCAGGCUUCUUGAGGACAAAGAACAGCUCUACAGCACCAUACUUAGUCACCAGUGCCAGCGGAUGGAAGCCCAGCGGUCAGAGCCGCCGCUGCCCCCCGGGGGUCAGGAGCUCCUGGAGUUGCUGCUGCGAGUUCAGGGUGGAGGGCGAAUGGAGGAGCAGAGAUCCCGGCCCCCUACACACAGCUGCUGAGACCCGAGCUCCCCGGCCAGCCAGCCAGCCCUUCCUCUCCGGGACUCAGAGCUGGGCCGCCACCACCCACCCCACCCCCGCAAGCCUUCACCCCUGCGUGGCAGGGGUGCCAGAGACUGAAGACCCAUUUUCACCCCCCCCCCAGGGAGCUGGACUUGGGGCCACUACUCUAACCUCGGACGUGAGCGAGGCAGGGUGGACACGGCUCCCUGGGGCAGUUUCAGAGUCCCCUACCCUAGGCGGCCAGGCUACUCCCCAGGGCGUGAGGACUGCGGCCUGGCCCCUUCCCUGCCCAGUAAGGGGGAGAAGGGGGGAACGAUUAAGACAACGAACGGCCCAGCACUCGCACCCCCAAGGCCGAGGGGCCGCCCCCCCAGGCUGGGAAGCGACCCCGAGCCCCACCCACCCACACCCCCACCCCUGCUGCCGCGUCUGUCUUGAUGUUUUGGUUGUACGAAUAAACUUAACUCCCCUCUGGA